This is a messenger RNA of Prionailurus viverrinus (fishing cat), 1014 nucleotides long. RefSeq names its product peptide YY (gene PYY). Lineage: Eukaryota; Metazoa; Chordata; Mammalia; Carnivora; Felidae. The transcript is spliced from 8 exons. Gene Ontology annotation, molecular function: neuropeptide hormone activity; neuropeptide Y receptor binding. Gene Ontology annotation, cellular component: extracellular region. The coding region runs from base 497 to 790 and encodes 97 amino acids. The record is from RefSeq and is a predicted model, not a curated record. Gene Ontology annotation, biological process: feeding behavior; neuropeptide signaling pathway.
UUCGUGCGUAAUUUCAGUUACGUGUUUAUGACACACACAUGCGUUUAACGCUUCUGUGGGCAAGGUGACAUGGAGUUCUAGGUGACCGGGAGACAACCAAAUGGAUACGUCUGGGACAGAGGGUCAUAUGGGUCAGGCGCUCAGCACGGGAGCAGAGAGACUUUGCUGAUACCUGUUCCAGAGAGAAGCCUGGGUCUUGGGAAUCCACCAUGCCACAGGCAUCUGUCGCUGCGUUUUAUAGAAGGGACCCACAACUCUGGGCCCUGGGUGAGGAUCUCGGCCUCAGACCCCGGUGGAGACGGCAACGGGCUGGGGAGAGUGGCACGUGCAUGGGCAUCACUCAACCUGAGAAGACAGCAGAGCCUGGGCCGGGGAUAUAAGCCCCGCAGGGAAAGCGCUGAGCAGAGGAGGAGGCCACAGCCCGACCUGCAGCAGUCCAGCCCUUGGGACUCCUCUCGCCUUCCACCUGCUCAUCUCCGCUUCCAGAACUGUCGCCAUGGUGACCGUGCGCCGGCCGUGGCCCGCCGUGGCCACAGUGCUGCUGGCCCUGCUCGCCUGCCUGGGGGCGCUGGUCCACGCCUACCCCGCCAAACCCGAGGCUCCCGGCGAAGACGCGUCGCCGGAGGAGCUGAGCCGCUACUACGCGUCGCUGCGCCACUACCUCAACCUGGUCACUCGGCAGCGGUACGGGAAACGCGACAGCCCGGAAGCGGUCCUCUCGAAACUGCUCUUCCCCGACGGCGAGGACCGCCAGGUCAAGUCACGGCCAGAAGGCGCGUACGUGUGGUGACGACCCCAAGGCCUCCUGGGAGACACGCCGACUGCACCGACCUCGUUUGCAUGUGUGCUCCUGACCCCGGAACCUGGGUUCCUCUCGCUGCCUACUGUGCCUGGGAGGGGGUGGGGAUGCUGGAUGGGGUCUUCAUCCCAUUUCUCCGUGCCCCCGGCCCCUGGGCUGGAGGGCUGUGUGUGGUCUUUCCCUGGUCCCCAAAUAAAGAGCAAAUUUCACUGAAA